AUGUGUGUCAAGGACCAAGGCACCAGCCAGAAUGACUCUACCUCCCAAUGUACUCCAGAACUCUAUGUGGAUCAACAGAAGGUUUCUGGAGUAGAAGGAGGGAGUGUCACUGUCCGUUGCUACUAUAGUAAUUCUGGAGAUAUGAAGUGGUGCAAGAUGGGUGGUGAUUGUGUGAGUGGGAAUUCUGGGACUUUACAUGGAACAUCAGUGGCAUUAAUGCGGACUUGUGAUGCCAACAACAGAAAAGCCUUAACAGUGACUAUGAGUGGACUGAAGAUGGAGAACACUGACUGGUAUUGGUGUAGAGUUGGAGAACUAGAGAUGCCUGUUCACAUCACUGUCAGUCAACAAACUGCAACACAGAGAACCUCUAAGAUGACCUCAACAACCCAAGAUCCAACCCCUCCACAACCCUAUGCCUCUCCAACUGCUGAGCCUGUUCAGACUGACAACACAAGUCAAGGAGCUGAGGGGAACAUGGAGGAAGUCCACCAGAGGUCCAUAGAUGUGAAAGUCCUACUCAUCUCUCUGGGCAUGUUGGUGGUGGUGACAGCUGGUAUCCUAGUAACAUGGAAGAUGUGGAGAAGGCAUAAGGACAAUAAGGCCAAGGACCAGACAACUAACGACUCAGUGCCUGCUGACCCUGAGCAGGACAUUACAUACAGCACAGUGACCCACACCAGAGAAACAGCACAGCAGAGCCCAAACCCAGGGAGCCACCAUGACGUGAUGUACAGCACUGCGAUGCCUGAUCAGUUCAGGACAGAAGAGAAGGAUCCAUUUCCUGAAGCUGAGGAUGAUGUCACAUACAGCACUGUCAUCCUCCAGCACAAGGCCCAACUAAAAGGACAGACCAAGUCAGCAGACCCAGAUGAUAAUGUGGUCUACAGCUCACUAGCUCUACAGGUGACCACACAGCAGAGGGCAGCAGCACAACAGUGA
Oncorhynchus masou masou (cherry salmon) is the source of this 942-nucleotide messenger RNA. Its product is annotated as polymeric immunoglobulin receptor-like. Gene Ontology annotation, molecular function: transmembrane signaling receptor activity. NCBI's taxonomy places the organism in Eukaryota, Metazoa, Chordata, Actinopteri, Salmoniformes, Salmonidae. The coding region runs from base 1 to 942 and encodes 313 amino acids. The transcript has 10 exons. The record is from RefSeq and is a predicted model, not a curated record. Gene Ontology annotation, cellular component: plasma membrane.